Messenger RNA from Glarea lozoyensis ATCC 20868, 783 nucleotides. RefSeq lists its product as uncharacterized. Lineage: Eukaryota; Fungi; Ascomycota; Leotiomycetes; Helotiales; Helotiaceae. The transcript is spliced from 3 exons. The coding region runs from base 1 to 783 and encodes 260 amino acids. The record is from RefSeq and is a predicted model, not a curated record.
AUGGAAUUCAAAUUCACUUGGAUCAUUGUCCAAUUGCUUGUCGCAUUUCAGGUCUCCUCAACUUUCGGCUUCGAGCAUGUGAUCCCAAGGGGUCUCAACAAUAAACCGACCCGGGUCAUCGGCGGUGUAACGGUCAUUGACACACUUCUCGUGCGCGCCGCCCAAGCUUUUGCCCGAGAGAACAGCGAAGCCUAUCUCUACAACCAUGUAAUGCGAACCUGGCUUUUCGGCGCUCUGAUUAUCAGCCACAACACCACGCUCCAGCAUAGUGUUGACCUAGAGGUUCAUGCUAUUGGCUCUAUCUUACAUGAUCUCGGUCUCGUACUGAACGCCACCUGGAUUAGCCACGAUCUCCGCUUUGAAGUCGACAGCUCCAACAGAGCUACUCAGUUUGUUGAAGAAACAGCCAAGCACCACGGAACCAGCUCUGCCUGGGAUGCAAACCGGCUUCAGUUGCUGUAUGAUGCGAUACUGUUGAGCUCGGAGCCCAAGUUCUCAUUAUACAAGCAGGCGACUGUGAAGGUAUUGGUGGAGGGAGUCUUGCUUGAUCUGGGAAAGCCGGACUAUGGAGUCACGGCUGCUGAGUAUCAGGGCGUCGAGGCGGCAUUUCCUCCACUAAACUUCAUCACGGGUGUCAAUCACACCUUGGUUCAACUUUGUGUGCAAAAGCCGAGCACAACUUAUGAUUCGUGGCAGCAGGCUUUCGGAGAUGCUUAUGUGCCUGGCUAUACCCCAGUCGGUCGUUUCGUUGACAUCUUCAACCCCAAGACGCCCUCCUCUUGA